Molecule: messenger RNA, 4924 nt
Organism: Venturia canescens
Lineage: Eukaryota; Metazoa; Arthropoda; Insecta; Hymenoptera; Ichneumonidae
Gene: Nup214
Product: nuclear pore complex protein Nup214
Exons: 5
Coding region: 158-4774 (1538 amino acids)
Biological process (GO): protein import into nucleus; RNA export from nucleus
Cellular component (GO): nuclear pore
Molecular function (GO): structural constituent of nuclear pore; protein binding
Source: RefSeq, a predicted model, not a curated record
UCGUACUUUUCGAGCGGGCAAUUUUUAUUACGACGGUGUUCGACGUAAAAGAACUGUUACGUAUAAAGAUAAAGUUAACAUUAGUUCCGAAUACAAACAAUUUUUAUUCAUCUGUGUAUGAGUGACAAAUGUUAAACACUUAUAACACUCAAUAAUCAUGCAACUUGCAUCUGACCCAAAGGACGUACAGGAUCUUCAAUUCAAACAAUGGAGUACACGACAAAUAUUGGAUGGCUUUACAACAAUUCCCUCGGCGUGCAAUCUCAUUGCAACCGAUGCAAGAAGAGGACUGCUCUACGUUGGUCAUGAUAAUAAAAUAACAAUUUUGAAAUGCAACUCGGCGACAGCUGGGAAUUGGAAAUUCGAGCAUGAACUCCCCAACAUAAUAUCUCGCAUAGCUCUCAGCUGUGACAAUGAAUAUGUCUCGGUCACUUUUCACAAUGCAACAGCAAGGAUUUACAAUGCUGCGUCUUUCACGAGUAACGACUUGGAGCUGCUUCACGAGAUCCAAUUAUCGUCGUCUAAUGAAAACGUUUUUGCUUAUGAUCUCAAAUGGAAUCCCGCGGUACCUGGAAUGUUUUGCACAGUAUCGAGUGACCAUACGAUAGGAAGUUUUGUAGUAAAAACCGAACGUAAAACGACGGUGGGACUGGUUGCGAUGGAGAAAAUUCCUGGAUUAGAGGUUCUGUGCGUAGCCUGGAGUCCCAAAGGAAAGCAAAUAGUGGUGGGAUGCAAAAAUGGUAACAUAGUACAACUGAAACAAGAUUUGAAAAUCGCGAGGAAGAUAGCGGGCCCGUCACCGAGCGUGGGAGGAGUGAUAGCGAUUUUGUGGAUCAGUAAUUAUCAAUUUUGCGCUGCGUACCAAGAUCCGAACGACCGUUCAAUCAAGGUUCUUAUAGUGGAUGCGCCAAAGGGCGAAGUGAAUGGCAAGUUUACUUGUUACGACGACAUAACAUACGGGACGCCGGAAGCCGAGGCAGAAACUUCGUAUUCUCGUUAUUAUUUGGACCAUAUUGCCGAAUGGGGAUUAAUUAUAGCAGCGAGUAGCAGCAGUUCGGAAGUGGCUGUUCUCGGGACUCUCGACAAUGGGAGUACGUGGGAACAGUGGCAAUUGGUUGACAGUGGUAGAGCUCAACUUCCGUUGAUUCGCACGACCGAAAGUUAUCCGGUUGGAAUAACAAUCGACAGAUCCUCCGAGAAUAAAUUGGCGCUCAGUCCGGAAGUGACUCUUCCAUAUCCGGUACCGGUUCUUCAUAUUCUCGGUACUUCCGGUCAAUUGAUAAGCUUUCACAUUGUCAAUUUGACAGCUAAUUGUCCUUCGAUCUGUACACCGCCAACCGAAAUUGUCACGGCUAUACAAAAUUCGAACUCACGCCCGAGUCUCUUACCUUCCGAAAUAUCUUUUAGUUUGAAGAGCGGCGUGACCAGUACACCGUUGCCGAAACAAGGAGAAUUCCCAGGAAUUGAACGACCGAAAAUAUUACCGACUGCAAAUUUGUUUAACGAGCCAGCGAAAAACAUUUUAUCUGCCCAACAACAACAGAUACAGCAACAACAACAAAUACAACAGCAGCAACAACAACAGAUACAGCAGCAGCAGCAACAACAGAUACAGCAGCAGCAGCAGCAACAACAGCAGCAGCAGCAGCAGCAGCAGCAGCAACAGCAACAGAUGCAGCAGCAGCAACAACAACAGAUACAGCAAGUAGAGUUGAAAAUUCCAAAAGCGCGAAUCGAAAAAGUUGAAGCUCCUUCAACAAAAGAAAUUAUAGCAUCGCCCGUUAAAGAAGUAAGACCCGAAAAAAUCGCAGUUGACGAAGGUUUGUGUAUGCGGGCUUAUCAAGAGGAACAAAUGUUAUUCGAGAAAGAAUUGCGAGCUAAAUUAGAAGCGCAAACUUGGGAAUGUGGUACGGACGAAGAGCAGAAACGACUAGUGACUCAAUCUUCGAUAAUCGAUGAAUUUCUUCGUGAUUUGCGAGAGACAACGAACAGUCUAUCGAGUGACAUCGCUUACUUGAAGGCUCUGUUGCUCCAAUCGUUCGCCUGGCUUGAAGAAACGAAAUCAAAGAACUCGGCAAAUUCCACUGACAACCCUCGCGAUCGUGGAGAUCGUCACAAAAUAAAGGAACUGCAGAAGUUGUUCUUUUACGUUCAAUCGCAACUGGUUCAAGCUACGAAAACUCUUGACAUGGAGUGGAUUGAACAGGAAAGUCGAGAGAAAUCGAAAAUCAAAAUACCCAGCUUGGAAUUCAUUUAUCAGAGUUUGAAGAAACACGCUGAUAUAAUCGCGAGGGAGAAAACUAUUUUGGAAACCCAUUUGAAGAAAUGGAAGGUUUUGACACGUGGUAACAAAACUUCAGGACUCGACAGAGCCAUGGCUAAAAUGAACAUUUCCUCGAUGUCCUCGGGAGGGAAAAACAAUGACGUCGGAGCUAUUGAACUGAGAUGCAAAGCUAUCGAGAGCAACACGCGAAGUUUUAGUAUCGAAAAGCAAAUGAAACUUCGGGAACUUCUCCUUGAAACGAAACCUCGAGUAAUUACAGCUAUAAAUCCUUCACCGGUUCAGGAUCGAUUGGAAGCAACACUUUCUUCAUUAGCUUCACUCACUCAAGUUCCUAACGUCGUUAAAACGAAACCCAAUCGAAUUGCUGCUCCGAUCGCUAAGGAUCAGACCAUACCGAAGAUUUCUGAACAGAGUCCGUUGGGUUCGUUGAACAGUAUCGUUGCAAAAUUCGGAUCACCGAGCACCGAUGUUAUACAAACUAAAAUCACUCCGAAGGGAUUCCCUAUUGGCAGUACGUUUAGUUGGACCGACUCGCAAACUGAUAAAAAACAGGGCGUGUCGCCCCUCGCGCAAACGAAACCCAAACAGAAUAUAAUAAUUAGUUUUAAUCAACAAAAGAACUCGACGACGUCGCCUUCGAAUCCACGAUCCCAGGCGCAAUCCGAAGUGAAAACCAUUACUUUUGGCAGUGCCGAAUCAAAACCACAGGAACAAGCGCUCACCGCUCCGAGUGAUGUUUCCUCGAAUGAUACAAAGUUGCCGCCAACACCAAAAGAGAAUUUUUCCUUUAGAGGAUCCUCGUUUUUCCAAGAUACUGCAAAACCAUCGCCUACUUUCUCGGCGAUAACACCGACUAAAAGUGAAACGAACGCAGCACCGAUUUCAAAUUUGAAUUUCACAGUAUCAUUCCAACCUGCCACCACUCGAGAAACCGUGCGCGAGACAGCUCCAAGUAAUUUCAGCUUUACAGCAACUACCCAACCGACAAAAACCUCCAAUGAGUCUGGAAUUUCGCCACCGAAUCUACAAAACUUUUCAUUCUCCUCAAAACCUAGUGAUGCACCGGCCUUCUCAUUUGCAUCGAAAGAUCCUGCUCCCCCGACUCAAACUACCUUUCAACCUACGUCCAAUAUUCCAGGACUUUGUGAUACCGGGCUCGCUUCGAUUGGGAGAUUAUCCAAGGGUCCUGAAGCAGUUUUUAAUUUCUCUGAGGCCACCAUUUCCAGUGGCACUUCCGCUACAGCAACGACGUCUCAGCUACCCCGCCCCCAGGAAACUCCAGCUCCAUCGUCAACGGGCAUUAGUUUCGCUGGUACUGCGAUAAAUUCAUCGGCAAGUGCUACGACUUUUGACAAAGCAACAACGAGUGCACCGAGCCCUUCGAUUUCCGGUGUGCCAGCAAGUAAGGCCAGUAUCUUGAGCGGUUCUAGUUUGACCGCUCCACUUUUAGGUUCUUUAAAUGCUGCUCAACAGAACCCACCUUUGACUUUGGCUUUUGCUGUCAAUCAAAAUGCCCCAACAACCACCAGUAGCGAAACUCCAGCAUCUGGAGCUUCGAUGAUAUUCGGAAUACCCAAGCCGAGCCUCGCAGUUCCAAAAACCUCUGCUGAAGCAAGCGCCACAACGAGCUUCAGUAAAUCGACGAUCAAUUUCUCGAGCCCUGGUUCCAGUGGAAUGCUGGAAAAUCCCUCGGCGACAGUGAACUUCGGGACCGCGAUAUCCAACACGAGUUCAUCGCCUUUCGGAAAAUCACCAGGAACCGUAGCGAUCGGAGCUUUUAGCCAAACUCCUACGGCGCCUGCAACCAGCCCGGUUGCGACCAAAUCUCCUGUAGCUCCGCCGACUGGAAGUGGAUUUUUCGGUGCAGCCACCGGCGGGGCCUCCAAUUCCGUAUUUGGAAGUGCCGCGGCUUCCCUAUCGCCGUCGAUCUUCGGCGGUGGGAGUUCCAACCAAAGUACGAGCACCGUUUUCGAAACGAAUACCGCGUCCGUCGCACCUUUCGGGAGCUCAACUUCCGCUCCAAUCUUCGGUGUACAGAAAUCAUCAUCUUCCAUAUUUGGGGGUAACGCAGCCUCUCCCAUCUCUUCGCCUUUCGGUGGAGUAUCAACUUCAACCGCAAAUCCAUCUGCAAUCGGAUCACCGCAAACAGCCCCAGCUUUUGGACAAAGUGCAACUUUUGGCGCAAAACCCGUUUUUGGAGCGCCAGCUCCCAUUUUUGGGAGCGCUUCUAGUCCUUUUGGAGGCAUGACUUUCGGCGCCAGCGCUACUCCCGCAGGAUUCAGUGGUCCACCUACAAUGGGUGGAAGUCCUCCCCCUCUGAGUACAGCUUCGGUGCAAAAAGUAUUCAGUAGCCCAGGAGGUUCACAUAGUUUCGAGGCUUUGGCUGGCCAAAACGGUGGGCUGACUUUUGGCAAUCUAGCUCAAAAGACACCGGAAGCCCCGGCAGCACCGUCAUUUUCCGGAGGAAGUUCGUUUUCUAGUUGGCGGUAGAAGCAGUUUAGAAUCCUCCCAUCGUUCCGAAUCACGAUCUAAUUUCGAACUUCAUGCGCUAUCGACUCCGUAAGACUUAAUCACGAAGAUUAUCUACGACCGUAUUUUUUACGGAAUUUCAUUUAAAAAAAUAAAAAAUAAAACAUUUUA